AUGUAUUAUGAGUCCCUAUUAGACAUCACUGCACUUGUGACAUUGCCAGAACCUAUCCAUCUCACUAUCAGUGGUCAAUCAAGAACUCCAAUGUUGAUGAUGUUGGACGGACCCUGCGACACGACGAGGCAUAGAAUGCGCAAAGUUGAAGCAAAAGUGGGGAUUCUGGUCCUUGUGGACAACUCCAUCUACCGGAAGUACCUCCAGGGAAGUGGCAACGACCCCGGGGCAGCAAUGACAAGGAUAAGCCAAUACUACAGCAUGGUUGUCUCCAUGGUUGACCAGCGGUUUGGAACCAUCAGUGAACCACACUUGAGAAUCUCUGUCAGAAUGUCGGCUCUUGUAGUCUUUAAGACUCGAGAAGAAUCUACUUGGCUAGAGAAUAUCGUGGAUUGGACUACCCUCCGAAGUCACGGCCGAGGCUCAGUCUUCGCUGAAUAUGCUCUUCAGAAACUGACUACCUGGAUCAGUGGCAGCAAUGGUCUGCCCGAAUUUGACCACGCAAUGCUGUUUACCGGGUACAGACUGACGAACUCAGAGGAAGCUACAUUAGGCGGAAUGGCCUAUCUGAAAGCAAUUUGCGACGUCCAAUCCGGCAAUGCCAUAUCUAUUGUGUUCGAUAUUGGCGACUUUCAGUGCAUCAAAGUGGCUACGCAUGAGCUGGCUCACAGUUUAGGUGCCUAUCAUGACGGAGAUCGACAGGAGCAACAUUGUCGUCCUGACAGCAACUUCAUUAUGUCGCCUUUAAACACGUACUCACACCAGGUGAUGAAGAACGCCUUCUAUUUCUCGACCUGUUCAAUACAGGACAUGUGGCAACAUCUGAGCUCGACCAGCUCCUCGUGUGUCAGGGACGAACCUCCAGUCUAUCAGUUCCACGACGUGUCCAGGAGCCCACCGGGAAAACUCUACAACGCUGAUGUACAGUGCAAGCUGGCAUUUGGUGGCAGGUCUGUCUUGUGUAAGGAUGACAAAGUGGUUAGCAUCAUGUGCGGACAGCUGUGGUGUUCGGAUCCAGACAAACCGUCAGGCUGCAGGACAAACACCUACAUGACUGCUCUACCUGGGACACCCUGUGGACAUGAUAUGGUGUGCCAUCUUGGCGAGUGUAUCCUUGACAACAGUCAAAACAAUGCCCACAGGCCGCUGUCCAGCCACAUUAAAGUCGUUUCUACCAUCCCACAACAUGUCCGCCAGUCUGUCCAGGGAUCAGACUUCGAGAGACAAGACCCGGUGAUACUGAGUCUGACUGUUCGAGCCACCAGACGAUCCAGGAAGAGAAAAAAUCGAUGUACCCAAGACAGGAACGCCAGGUACUGUGACGGCCUCGUUCGACUAAACCCAAGUGGCUGUAAACGACGCUCUAUACGUCGCUACUGCUGCAUCACCUGUAGGCGACUGCGACGUAAACUCAGGAAACACAACUCUUGA
Messenger RNA from Candidula unifasciata, 1431 nucleotides. NCBI's taxonomy places the organism in Eukaryota, Metazoa, Mollusca, Gastropoda, Stylommatophora, Geomitridae. The record is from the annotation of a GenBank genome assembly.